Molecule: messenger RNA, 447 nt
Organism: Penicillium verhagenii
Lineage: Eukaryota; Fungi; Ascomycota; Eurotiomycetes; Eurotiales; Aspergillaceae
Product: ribonuclease III domain-containing protein
Exons: 2
Coding region: 1-447 (148 amino acids)
Biological process (GO): RNA processing
Molecular function (GO): ribonuclease III activity
Source: RefSeq, a predicted model, not a curated record
AUGCCCGGGUUUCCGAAAAAUAGUUUCGACCCUAUCUCCGAUCUUGAAGCGAUUAUACACUACAGUCCACGAGACCCUGAUUUGCCCAUGCAGUCACUAGAGGCGGCCGGUUCUACAACGCGCCGAGAGGGCAAUAAGCGCCUUGCCAUUAUCGGCGAUGCCAUUAUAAGACUCAUUCUCUAUGUGCGCGGAUAUGAGAGCAAUGCGUCUACAAUGGAAAUGACGAAUGCCCAGAACACCAAGGCUUGUAAUGCCUAUCUAGCCCAGCGCGGAUUCAGCCUGGGCAUCGAUUCCUGCAUUAGACUGAACCCGUCGGCCCAGGGGGUAAUCCCUAGCCGACUAAUGGCAACCACCAUGGAGGCCAUCGUGGGAGCAGUCUAUUUAGACAGCGGCAAGGAUCUGGCGAUCACGGGCGACGUGGUUGUCCUUUUACUCGACUUGGAUUAG